Clonostachys rhizophaga is the source of this 1644-nucleotide messenger RNA. The record is from the annotation of a GenBank genome assembly. Lineage: Eukaryota; Fungi; Ascomycota; Sordariomycetes; Hypocreales; Bionectriaceae.
AUGUUCCGCAACGCUGUUCGCCAGUCCUCCCGCGCCAUCGGCGCCGUCUCUGCCGCAGGCAGGGUCGCUGCGGUCCGAAAUGCCGCACCAGCUGUCGUCAACGGUGCUCGCUUCUACGCCGCCGACGCCAAGGCUUCCCCGACCGAGGUUUCUUCCAUCCUUGAGCAGCGCAUUCGAGGUGUUCAGGAGGAGUCUGGCCUUGCUGAGACUGGCCGCGUCCUUUCCGUCGGUGACGGUAUCGCCCGUGUCCAUGGCUUGGCCAACGUCCAGGCUGAGGAGCUGGUUGAGUUCGCCUCCGGUGUCAAGGGAAUGUGCAUGAACCUCGAGGCUGGCCAGGUCGGUGUUGUGUUGUUCGGUACCGAUCGUCUUGUCAAGGAGGGUGAGACUGUCCGCCGUACCGGUGAAAUUGUGGAUGUCCCUGUCGGUCCUGAGAUGCUUGGCCGUGUCGUCGAUGCUCUCGGUAACCCCAUCGACGGCAAGGGUCCCAUCAAGACCUCCGAGAAGCGCCGUGCUCAGCUUAAGGCCCCCGGUAUCCUGCCCCGCCAGUCCGUCAACCAGCCCGUGCAGACCGGUCUCAAGUCUGUUGACGCCAUGGUUCCCAUCGGCCGUGGUCAGCGUGAGCUGAUCAUUGGUGACCGUCAGACCGGUAAGACUGCCGUCGCUCUCGACACCAUCCUGAACCAGAAGCGAUGGAACAGCACCAACGACGAAGACAAGAAGCUUUACUGCAUCUACGUCGCUGUUGGCCAGAAGCGAUCUACCGUCGCUCAGCUCGUCAAGACCCUUGAGGAGAACCAGGCAAUGCAGUACAGUAUAGUCGUCGCAGCUACCGCCUCUGAGGCGGCCCCUCUGCAAUAUAUUGCCCCUUUCACUGGUUGGUUCAGAGAUAAUGGAAAGCAUGCUCUCGUCGUCUAUGACGACCUCUCCAAGCAGGCUGUCGCUUACCGCCAGAUGUCUCUCCUUCUCCGUCGUCCUCCCGGUCGUGAGGCUUACCCUGGCGAUGUUUUCUAUCUCCACUCCCGUCUUUUGGAGCGCGCGGCCAAACUCAACAAGCACCAUGGUGGCGGUUCUAUGACCGCUCUCCCGGUUAUCGAGACUCAGGGUGGUGACGUGUCCGCCUACAUUCCUACCAAUGUCAUUUCCAUCACAGAUGGUCAAAUUUUCUUGGAGUCUGAGUUGUUCUACAAGGGUAUCCGACCUGCCAUCAAUGUCGGUCUCUCGGUCUCGCGUGUCGGUUCUGCCGCCCAACUGAAGGCCAUGAAGCAGGUUGCUGGUUCCUUGAAGCUCUUUUUGGCCCAGUACCGUGAGGUCGCUGCUUUCGCCCAGUUUGGCUCCGAUCUUGAUGCUGCCACCAAGCAGACGCUGAACCGUGGUGAACGAUUGACCGAGCUUCUCAAGCAGAAGCAGUACUCUCCCAUGGCUGUCAAUGAAAUGGUUCCUCUGAUUUUUGCCGGUGUCCGCGGUUUCCUCGACAGCGUUCCUGUUAACAAGAUUCUUGCCUGGGAGUCCGACUUCCUUGCCCACCUCAAGACCAACGAAACUGAGCUGCUCUCUACCAUCGACAAGGAGGGUGCUCUUAGCAAGGAUCUUGAGGCUAAGCUUGAGAGUGUCAUCACCAACUUCACCAAGAGCUUCCUCGGUUAA